AUGUUUCUAAGUUGCAAACCACCAGAGUUUGUAGGGUCAGAUGAUCCCGUGGCAUGUAUGAACUGGCUGCGAGAGAUCGAGCAAGCCUUCCGGACUUGUGACUGCGAUGAGGGGCAAAAGGCGAAAUUUGGCUCCCAAAUGCUAAGGGGUGCAGCCCAUACGUGGUGGAACAUUGUCAUAUCGACCGUAGAGGUUACGGAAUUAGCCAAGAUGAGUUGGGCCACGUUUAAGGAAAAGGUGUUGGAGGAAUAUUGCAAUGAGCAGGAGAUGGACCGCAUCGAAGAAGAGUUUCAAACCCUAAAGAAGGGAAACUUGUCGGUGAGGGACUACACACGACUCUUCAUGGAAAAACUAAAUUUGGUGGGACAUGUGGCCCCAACGGAGAAAGAAAAAAUGAAGGCUUAUUUAAAAUGGUUGCCCGCAGACAUGAUGGUAAUGGUCAGAAAUUCCAGAGCCUCUACCCUUAAAGAGGCAAUCGAAGAGGCAAAGAUCAUGGAGUCAGUGUUCAGCAAAAGGAGAGAGGAGAAAGCAGCUAGUAGUGAAAAAAGGAAGUGGGAAGGUCAUCAUGCACCUUCCAAGAGACCAAACCAUCUCAACCACAACAACCGUGGAGUUUAUCCUAGACAAGAGGCCAGGUGGUGUCCCAAAUAUCGCAGUAAACAUCUCGGCCCGUGCAUCACCAACCCUACUCCUGUAAAAUGCUUUAAGUGCCAAAAGACAGGCCACACACGAAAUGAUUGUCCGAUCAAAGGACCCAUCUGUUUUGGAUGCGGAGAGUCGGGUCAUUUCAAGAAUGAUUGCCUAAAGUUAAAGGCGGGAGGGGGUCAGGGAAGAAAGGAAAAUACAUCGAAAGCAACCGGUCGAGCUUUCCAGAUGACUGCUGAAGAAGCUAAGGCAUCGACGGAUGUAGUGUCGGGUACGUUCCUUGUUAACUCUGUACCUGCACACGUACUUUUUGAUUCAGGUGUUUCAUGUUCUUUUAUGUCCACUACGUUCCAUCAACUUUUGCAUACGCCCCCUAGUGCACUAGAAGAUGCUUUGAUCAUAGAGAUAGCAAAUGGUAGUCAAGUUCUGAUGCGUGAGAUUAUUAGGAAUUGCGUGUCGAGAAUUGAGGGAAAGGAAUUUUGGGUAGAUCUCAUACCCAUGGCUAUAGGCGGAUUUGAUGUCAUAAUUGGGAUGGAUUGGUUGGCAGGGAACCAAGCGGAGAUCUUAUGCUCUAAAAAGUUGAUCUGA
This is a messenger RNA of Cynara cardunculus var. scolymus (artichoke), 1233 nucleotides long. RefSeq lists its product as uncharacterized. Gene Ontology annotation, molecular function: zinc ion binding; nucleic acid binding; aspartic-type endopeptidase activity. The transcript has a single exon. Gene Ontology annotation, biological process: proteolysis. The coding region runs from base 1 to 1233 and encodes 410 amino acids. Lineage: Eukaryota; Viridiplantae; Streptophyta; Magnoliopsida; Asterales; Asteraceae. The record is from RefSeq and is a predicted model, not a curated record.